AUGCUCAUUCCUCCGCCUCUCCAUUUCUGUGUCAAAUCCGUGGCUCCCUGGCUUUGCUGUUGGAUUGGCAUCCCCCCUCCGUCUGGAGCUGCUGGAGCCUGGCUGUUAGAGCCCAGAUGCUUACAGCCUGGGGGACCUUCUGAGCCCACGUGGCCCCACCCUGCUGCCUUGUCUCCGCAGCGGCCACCGCGCCUGCACGCCCGGCCGUCCCAGGCCCCCGCCGUGGAGGUGGUGCCUGCCGGAGCCUCCUACAACCCGUCCUUCGAAGACCACCAGACCCUGCUCUCAGCGGCCCACGAGGUGGAGUUGCAGCGGCAGAAGGAGGCGGAGAAGCUGGAGCGGCAGCUGGCCCUGCCCGCCGUGGAGCAGGCCGCCACCCAGGAGUCCACGUUCCAGGAGUUGUGUGAGGGGCUGCUGGAGGAGUCGGAUGGUGAGGGGGAGCCGGGCCAGGGCGAGGAGCUGGAGGCUGGGGAUGCUGAGGUCUGUCCCACGCCCGCCCGCCUGGUCACCACGGAGAAGAAGACGGAGCAGCAGCGGCGGCGGGAGAAGGCUGCACGCAGGCUGCGGGCACAGCAGGCAGCGUUGCGGGCCGCCCGGCUGCGGCACCAGGAGCUGUUCCGGCUGCGCGGGAUCAAGGCACAGGUGGCCCUGAGGCUGGCGGAGCUGGCGCGGCGGCGGAGGCAGCGUCAGGCACGGCGGGAGGCUGAGGCCGACAAGCCCCGAAGGCUCGGUCGUCUCAAGUACCAGGCACCCGACAUCGACGUGCAGCUCAGCUCGGAGCUGACCGGCUCACUCAGGACUCUGAAGCCCGAGGGCCACAUCCUUCGAGACCGGUUCAAGAGCUUCCAGAGGAGGAAUAUGAUCGAACCUCGGGAGAGAGCCAAGUUCAAGCGCAAGUACAAGGUGAAGCUGGUGGAGAAGCGGGCAUUCCGCGAGAUCCAGUUGUAGCUCCCAGCAGAUGCCGGAGCCCCGCCCUUCAAUAAAAAGUUCCUUGUAGCCGCU
Molecule: messenger RNA, 1002 nt
Organism: Sapajus apella (tufted capuchin)
Lineage: Eukaryota; Metazoa; Chordata; Mammalia; Primates; Cebidae
Gene: NOP53
Product: NOP53 ribosome biogenesis factor
Exons: 9
Coding region: 1-948 (315 amino acids)
Biological process (GO): ribosomal large subunit assembly; rRNA processing
Cellular component (GO): nucleolus
Molecular function (GO): 5S rRNA binding
Source: RefSeq, a predicted model, not a curated record